This is a messenger RNA of Schistocerca serialis cubense, 5638 nucleotides long. It is a transcript of the gene Tusp, whose product is annotated as tubby-related protein 4. The record is from RefSeq and is a predicted model, not a curated record. Gene Ontology annotation, molecular function: protein binding. Gene Ontology annotation, biological process: intracellular signal transduction. The transcript has 14 exons. Lineage: Eukaryota; Metazoa; Arthropoda; Insecta; Orthoptera; Acrididae. The coding region runs from base 1 to 4167 and encodes 1388 amino acids.
AUGUUUGACGAGGGCUGGAAGCUGAACCGCACCAACUACUACCAGGAGGGCUGGCUGGCGACGGGCAACGUGCGCGGCAUUGUGGGGGUGACGUUCACCACCUCCCACUGCAAGAAGGCCGGCGACUUCCCGCUACGCACCAACUACAACCUGCGCGGACACCGCUCCGAGGUUAUCCUGGUCAAGUGGAAUGAACCGUAUCAGAAGCUAGCAUCAUGUGACAGCUCAGGGAUUAUUUUUGUAUGGAUCAAGUACGAAGGCAGGUGGAGCAUCGAACUCAUCAAUGACCGCAACACGCCUGUCACCCACUUUUCUUGGUCGCAUGAUGGACGAAUGGCGCUUAUUUGUUACCAGGAUGGUUUUGUUUUGGUUGGAUCCGUGGCUGGCCAAAGGUACUGGUCGUCAAUGCUCAAUUUGGAAUCCACUAUCACGUGUGGUAUAUGGACUCCUGACGAUCAGCAGGUUUAUUUUGGCACCACAGCUGGCCAGAUCAUUGUCAUGGAUGUCCACGGGGCAAUGGUCUCCCAGGUGCAAAUCGGUUCUGAGGUUGGCAUCACAAGCAUGGCGUGGUCCUGUGAAAAGUUCAAAAUGGAAGAAGGCGACGAUGCAGAUCUUAACGGUACGCAGCCAGAAGAACGUACCUUCGUGCUAGCAGUGAGUCUGCAAAACGGAUUUGUGUUCCUGAUGAAGAGCUUCGAUGAUGUUUCGCCAGUUCAGGUGCACACCGGUCUCUCUGGACCGUUGUGCAUUGAGUGGAGCAACUCCAGAGAGCUUCUUGCAGUGGCAGGCAGCUACCAGCAGCCUGGAUCCGCUGACUACACCAACGUCCUCAGGUUCUAUUCCGACGCUGGAGUCCUCAUCUAUUCGACAUCCAUACCCUACACUCAGUCGCCGGUGACGGCGCUGACGUGGGGCCACAACGACAAGCGGCUGUUCGUGGCGACGGGCUGCCAGGUGCACAUCGCGUGGGUGUCGCGGCGCGUCGCGUCGCUGCAGCUGAUGUGCCGGCUGCGCGUGCACGGCCAGCUGCGGGCCGAGCACCAGGUGGCGGCGCUGCCGCUGCCCGCGCGCAUCAAGGCGCUCAUCUCCAACCUCUUUGCUCAAACCAUAAGAUGCUGUGUUCCUGAGACGUCUGCCCUGAGGGAGUUCGUGUCGCGCCCGCCUGCAGGCAGCGUCAGGCUCCACUGCACCAUGAUCAGGCACGACGACGACUCCAACCUGAGCUCCGGCACGUGCUACACGCUGUACCUGGAGUACCUCGGGGGCCUCGUCCCGCUGCUCAAAGGGAAGCGGACCAGCAAGAUCCGGCCGGAAUUCGUCAUUUUCGAUCCUCAGGUCGACGAAUCGAGCCUGGGAGGCGACUCGAACCACGACUCUGGCAAGAGCAGCGGCUCCUCCCAGAACGCGGCCAGCGACACUUCGGACACGGAGCGCGAGGAGGGCUGCGGCAGCCCGCGCGUCCAGAGGCGCAAGCGGCGCCGCAACAAGUCGCACGGCGGGGGCGGCGGCGGGGGCGGCGGAGGCGGCGGUGAGAAGGCCAGCAGCGCCGCUGCGGGGGCCGCCGCCGACGCCGAGCAGGAAGACCUCACCUACGUCGACACCCUGCCCGAGCACAUCAAACUGGUGGAAGUGACAUCAAACAUCUGGGGCACGAAGUUUAAAAUCCACGGCUUAGCUCCGUCAGUACCAGCAAACUUGGGCCAGGUCACUUACAAGACUUCGCUCCUCCACCUGCAGCCCCGCCAGAUGACCCUGGUGAUCACCGAACUCCGAGACGACUUCCCACCCGGCCCCGAUCCCAACUUCAAUCCGAACCUAUUCUCCGAGGACGAAGAGGAGGCGUACUACCACGAGGAGAGCUCCAGAAUGCCGGCCGGUUACCAGAGCGACAUCGCUCCGCCCAUUGCACCCAUGACGCCGAGAAGCCAUCACACGCCGUCCACCAGCGGUCGUUUCGUACAGAGUCGAUCGAGGAUGCACCAGGCACUGCACAGCUCGAAAGCUCACAGCCACCAGAAUAGUAUAACUAUAUCUAGCAACGCGACCGCCGCUCUAGCGAGAGCAGAGUCCUAUGAGGACGAAUUCUCGUACAGUGAAGCGGCGGAAGCCACGAGCUCUUGUGAAAGUCUCAAAAAUAGUUCUGUUCCUGCUUCCGUUUCGUCUGCAGCGAAAAAUUGUACAGACAGUUAUCCGUGUCAGCAGAUGAUAUCCGUGCCUAAUGGGAAUGGUUACAAUGGAAAUGGGUCUUACAAUAACGGCUUAGGGUCGGGCAGUAGUAACGGCUAUAGUAGUGGUGCUGUUGCACAGAUAACGCGAUCUAACAUCGGAAUGGCCUCCCAAGGUGGACAGUCCCGACACGUCAUUUCGCCUCUAGUUUGUGAAGGAGCAGUUCCUGCUCUGCAGUCGCCUAAAAACACGGUAGCUCCGAGCGAUGUUUUAAUUGACCGGACGUCCUCGACACAUACUAUGGUAGCCUCCUCGCCGUCCGAUUUUUCCGGUAACAUACAAAGAGUGAAAACCACAAUCGAGCAUAACCAAAACAGGGGCAAUGCGGUAACGAAUCUCAGUUUAACGCCGGGAGGGGCAGAGCAAAGCUGCGUCGAAAUGAAACCAGUUGUGGUGAAGAGACUGGAUACUGAGGGGAGCGGUAAACCCCACCAGUCUAAUAAUGGCAGCUAUAGCGAGACAGCGAUCACAUUAGAGGGAAGUUUCACUACGACAAGUGGCCCGUCCUACUGCACGUCACCACACAAAGGGACGAGUAGUAGCAGUGCAGGCAAGAGAAAGGAGAAGAGUGGCGCGACGAAAUCGAGUCCUAGUGGGAACCAGAUAGGUAUUGCGGGCAACAAGUGGUGCGUUACGAAACCGGAAGAACUGCUCUUCAUCGACGAAGACGGAUCGGGCGAGCCGGUCGCUCCGGAAAGGGGAGUCAGACGUAUCCCGACUUCGGUAUCGAUAGCUCCCUGCACAGCCGCUUGUGUAGCCGACUCCAUGGUGCGCAGCUGCAGCGUCGGCUACCUCGACAUGGUCGACGUCAACAUAGUCCCAUGCGACGUAGCCCUGUCCAUGCUGAGGAAGGACACGCCGAAGCGCCUAGUCCUGGUGAACAGGAAGAAACAGCGGAAACACAAAAGCAAGCAGCACCAGAGUCGCGAGGGAGGUGACAAGGCGAAGGACAGUUGCGCGGGGCUGCCCAAGCUGAAGCACUGCGGCAAGAGCAAGAGCCUCGACUCUAGCGAUCUGUUUCCGACCAGCGAUACGUCCGAGAGCAGUUCCACUGCGGAUCCUCCGUCCACGAAGAGAUCGACCGACAGUGCCAGGAAGGAAACCGGCUCGGCGAGUGCGAGCGGCGAGGUGAGUCGCGAGUCUUCGUCGGCGUCGUCGCCGCCGCCGGCAGCCCAGCCGCCGCGAGAGUCUCCGCCAGUCGGCGAGCGCCGCGCUGAGGUCAGAGCCAGUGGCGCGCAGGCAGUGCUGGCGUCAGCUCCGCUGUCGCCAGCGGCGAGUCCGCCCAGCGCGCCACGGAGGCAGCAGCAGCACGCGCUGGCGGCGCUCGAGAGCCUGGCGUCGCGCAUCCGCGAGCUGGACGAGACGCACUCGCUGCCGCCGCCGUCGCCCUGCGCCUCCCCGCGGCUGCCACGCAGCAGCCCCGCCAGCCCGGCGCCCAGCAAGAAGGCCGCCAAGCGCAACCAGUCCUCGUCUCCCAUCAGGAAGCAUUUGCUCAAUUCACCACUUUUGUCAAGGCGACAACGCAAGAACAAAAGUAUAGAAAGUUCUGACGAUGAAAUUGUCCACUCAGGAGAUGAAAUAUUUAAUGGAAGAAAUUAUAGGGAUCUAGAAAGUUUCCAAAAAGCACAGUUGCGACAAAAACUAAAACGUGGAAAAGGUAUCGAUGGAAGUCCAACGCCUCAGAGUCCACGGCGCAGAGAGUUCGUGAUGCACAACAAAGCUCCCAUGUGGAAUGAGAGCAGUCAGGUGUAUCAGCUUGACUUUGGUGGGAGAGUGACACAGGAAUCUGCUAAGAAUUUCCAGAUCGAAUUCCGAGGCAAGCAGGUGAUGCAAUUUGGCCGCAUUGAUGGAAAUGCUUACACUCUAGAUUUCCAGCAUCCUUUCUCAGCACUGCAGGCAUUUGCUGUAGCACUUGCUAAUGUUACACAGAGGCUUAAAUGAAUGAGGGAUCAUAUCAACAUAAUUCAUCAGUGGAUUAUUAUAUGCAGAGGCUGUAUCAGCACAACGGUAGCAGUGUAUGAUGUGGGGCUGAAUGUCCACCCAGUUUUUUAAGAAAAAAAACUGCCAGUGUUUGUUUUCAGAUAUUUAAUCAGAGAUAAUAUUUUAAAUAUGGUGCCAGCUUUUUAUUCAGAAGACAGUAACUUUUAACUGCACUUAUUUAUUGAUUAUGCCUUAAAGGCAUCUUAUUCAUUUCUGAAAUGUCACAUGAGAAUCUGGGCCUAUGUAAUAAGUAUAAUUUGAAACUAAACACACUUGCUGUAUCGUCCAAAUAAAUUCAUACAUGCUAGGGAAGCUAGAAAGGCCACUGCUAUAAUACCGGUGUGUUAUCAUUCAGAAACUAGUUGUAAUUUAAUGAUGAAAUUUUAUAUGGAAGUGCUACUAAACUUUUAUUUUUUAUUGGUUAUACAAAUUGUGCAAUGGUAUCAAUUGUAAAUGAGUGUCUUUGACUCCUAACGAAUGUUAUAGUGUUAUCUAGUCAAUUUUACAUUGAAGCUGUUGGUCCAUGAAACUAUAACUGAAUGUGUAUCAUUAAAUAUGUAGAUCUGGUUCGUAGUGAGUGAUAUAAUAUUGUGUAAGAAAGAAUUGCUUUAUAGAUAUCACUGGUGUUACAGAAUGAUUAUCUUUGUUAUGUCUUAUUAUGAUGUGCAGUAAAUCUACUCUGAACGAAAAGUUUCAUUUCCUCACCUUAGAAGUAAAUAUUUCUUUGUAAAAGUCCAUCUAACAUUUUCCCUAUCGUAUUAUGUCACAUAAGUAGUGUGGGUUUUAUAAAAGGGUUCACAUGCUACAAAUGUAUUUAUCACAGGUCUCAAUUGUUGUGUUAGGUUUGUAUUGGAUCUGGUUUUUCCACUAUCUGCCUAGAAUAUAUACUUAUGACUCAGAUCCAGUAAAUAACUUUUUUUUAAAAAAAAGCUGUGGAGGAACUCAGAAAGUAUUCUUUAAACAUUGAUAAACAAGAAGUUCUGUCCAGGCACCUACUUCAGUUCACUUUCUUGCACAGCGAUAAAAAGUAAAACAAUCCUGUAAUUGUAAUUUUAUUAUUUUUAUAAAUGAAUGAGUUAAAAACACAAUAUGGAUAUACAACAAUCACAUACCACAACCUAAAAUUUCUCUCUCCUUUACAAGUGUGUCAAAUGGAUGUUUACAUAACUCAUUCCACAUGAUAUAUCUGGAACUGAUAAAGUUACAAUGUCACCACUUUUCCUGUCUCCUUGUUCUUAUCUUGUUGCUUAACAUGGUUUAAACAUUCCAUCUGUAAUGGUGGUGUAUUCUCCUUCAGUAAAGCUUUGGAUGGACUAUCUGUUGAAAGUGUAAGAUUUAGAUAUUACAGAAACACAAAGGAAAUUAUUAACAACUAAUAGAAGAAAGAAAGAUAAUGCAAUAUCAUCACAAGACCAAAGAAUAAAUGUAGCAU